CAGCAUUUUAGUGUUUGCUCCAACCCUCCAGCAUCAUAACACCACUGAACUUCCUCAACAGGAGUGAAUAUUUGACUCUGCAGUUUUGACUGAGGCCAUUUGUCAGCGCCCAGCGGAUGAGCUGACUUCUUGUCUGAUUUGUUUGGAACGAUGACAGGUGGACGGAAACUGCUGCUGCUGGCAGCAGUGAUCGCUCUCCUGGUGGGAACUGAGCAGAAACCAACAGUGUACAUGACUCCCAACCUGUCACCGAUCUUCGCUGGAGAUUUGCUGUACUUGCACUGUAAUGAUAGUCAGGAUGGGAGCACAGCAAUCUGGAAGUUUAAAGGCAACAAGAAAAACCAAAGUAACACCCUGAAGAUAGCAGCUGCUUCCUCCAAGGACUCAGGAAUCUAUAAUUGUACAAUCAACGGCCAAACAAGCGAUGACUUCAACUUAAAAGUUUUUGAAUACGUUCCCAUCGCAUCACUUAGCAUCACAACAGGCCAGCCAGUGAUGCGCAAGAACGCCAAAGUCCUGCUGGAGCUUACAAACGAUGACGGACUGGAGGGAUGGUGGUGCAGGGUCAACCGGGGAAUGAAGACCAGAACAAUUAAACUGAAAUUGAACAACAAAAAUCCAACAUCAUUUACCUUUGAAACUACAGAACUGAAAGUCCCCGAGACCAUCUACUGGUGUGAAAAGAACAAUACAAGGAGAAGUAACCAGGUUGUUCUCAGGACCACUGACAAUGAAGUGAUUCUGGAAAUGUAUCCGUUCCCUGCAAUAGCAGGAGAGAAAAUGACCCUGAAAUGUCUUGUGUGGGGAACGGAGGAAGUUACUAAAUCUGUCUUCUACAAAGAGAACACCAACAUCAUGAGCGUUCAGGGAGAUACGUAUAAUAUCCCUACAGUUAAUGAACCUGGGGUGGAAAGAUAUAAGUGUAAAGCCACCUACAGAUACAAGGACCAGACAGUGGACCCACAUGUAUAUGAUUCUGAUGUUCAGGAUGUACCUGUCCAUGUUUGCCCCGUCAGAGCGGUGCUGUCUGACACCAUGGGGUGCUCCUGUCCAUCAUGUGAUAGACAGGGGUCAUACAUGUACUACAAGCAAAAUGGUGACUCCUGGACAAUGCUCGGUCAAAACAAACAUCCAGACGGCGACGGUACUUACCACUGCAGAGCUGUUAUGGAUAACAUGAGGACUUUACCCAGCAAUGCUGUGAGAUAUAAUCACAGUAUUUCUGGACCGGUGAUUGGGAUCUUGUUUUUCAUCGUUCUGUUGGGAUUGCUCAUUUUUGCCAUGGCAUUUUAUAAGUGGAAUAAGAAGAGAAAUGAGAGAGUGGACAUUUACGAGCAAGUCCCGAUGAGGCAAGGGGAUACCAAUUAUGAGGCUAUAAACGUGAGGCAAGUGAAAGAGGGUGAAUACGACACGCUUCAACCUGGAGUAGAGGGCAGGCAGAAGACAGGUGGCGAAUACGAAGCACUGACGAAACGGGAAGGCAAAGACGAAGUUUACCACACUCUGGGAGAAAACGUAGCGUCGGGAGGAGACGGGGGUUACGAAGCUCUGAAGACAGCAGGAAUCCAAAAAGAUGAAUAUGAAACCCUGAAAACCAAGCAACCGGAGGGCGGGACGGGCACAGAAAGCGGAGGAGACGGAGGUUACGAAGCUCUGAAGACAGCAGGAAUCCAAAAAGAUGAAUAUGAAACCCUGAAAACCAAGCAACCGGAGGGCGGGACGGGCGCAGAAAGCGGAGGAGACGGAGGUUACGAAGCUCUGAAGACAGCAGGAAUCCAAAAGGAUGAAUAUGAAACCCUGAAAACCAAGCAAGCAGAGCUGGAGAAAGUGGAAGAGAUAAAAGAGAAGAAAUGAGAGAGAGGCUUAGAAGGAUGAUGGGUCUCCUUCCACCCAAUGGUGGACAGACCCGCCCAGAAAUGAUCCUCAAGUCAGAAAAUCUAAACUUUGAUUCAUUUUCACUCAGGUAGAAGUGAAAAGUACAUCCAAAACGUUAAAAGUGUUUGGUAUAAAGGCGACUCAAUACCGAGUGACGGUUUGAUCAAGACAUCUGAUUUAAUUUGUUCAAAUUGAUCAUCAGACAAGAAAAAAAAAAGUUGCCUGCAAAUCCUGGAAUCCUAAAGGUCAGGAAAAAAAUAAUUUUGUUCACAAUAUAAAGUUCAUCGAAAUGAUACUUAUAGAAGGUAAAGUAUAUAUUAUGUUAGAACAAAGUACUUCUACUGACAAUACAUACUGUUUACUGUACAUUAAUUUGACCUACCAAUGACACAGCAUAUAGAAAAUACUAUAACAAUUAACUUGUCCAAACAAAAACUGUAGAUUUAUGUGUUUCUGAUGUAUCUUUCAUUUUAAUUCAGUCAGUAAUUAGAGAGAUGCUUAUUUACUGGAUAGAGUAUCAGAACUAUUAACCCAUUACUGUUACUUAAAAAAUAUUAUUUAAGUACGGUAAGGUAAAACUACUAUAUAAACGUUACUACAAUAAAAGUGAGAUACUUCUCACCUCUUCAAAGCAGUCAGUGCCCGUAUGUAUGUAAAAAUACUACUACUAAUAAUAAUAUACAUUCAAUACAUUUCAGUUUAUAUAAAUUGUAUAACUAUGGAGAGUGUAUGUAUAACUAUUUUGGUUCACCUGUUAUUUGUUUAUUAUUUAAAUAAUUCAAAUUAUUAAAAUAUCAACAGAUAGAAGUACAACAUUCAUUUUGGGAGAUAAACAAUCAACAAACAAAACAUGUCUGGAAGCAGAGUUUCCACUUUUCUUCUUUUUCAGUCAUUUUCAUACAUGUUUUAUUGCUAGCUUUCAUAUUUCAUGUACUUUGAAUUGCAGUAAUAAACAUUAUUUUCUCAUCUUGCUUAGACAGAUUAAGCUGAUGUAACUCAUACUUUAAGUUCUGACAACAUUUGCAUUACAUUUUCAGGACAUAUGCACAGCUUCAGAAUAAGAAAAUUAACAUUUAGCAGUAAACCAUGCAGAUUUUUCUAUCAUAAAAUGCAAUAUUACAUGCUUCAGUAUUAAUCUUACAGAUUCCUUUUUUGUGGCAAAAAUCACAUUUUUGUACGCAGCUGUAAACAUUUAUACAGUAUUUUGUUUUUUGUUCAAAUCUGCUCAAAUAAAAGUUGAAUAAAUCACUUUUUGGUCCAGUUGUGUUUUACUACAGAGUGAUAAUAAAUGACGAUAGUAAUAAGCCAUUUGAUGUAUUGUUUUAAUGUCCAACCAGCUGAAACUUUGGUCAUUUUGAGCAUUUAUUACAAACAAAAACACAAAUAUUUCAGUACAAAUGAGGCCUUCACCCUUUAGGCUUUA
Messenger RNA from Poecilia latipinna (sailfin molly), 3298 nucleotides. RefSeq lists its product as uncharacterized. Gene Ontology annotation, cellular component: external side of plasma membrane; membrane. Gene Ontology annotation, biological process: immune response; cell surface receptor signaling pathway. The record is from RefSeq and is a predicted model, not a curated record. NCBI's taxonomy places the organism in Eukaryota, Metazoa, Chordata, Actinopteri, Cyprinodontiformes, Poeciliidae. Gene Ontology annotation, molecular function: transmembrane signaling receptor activity. The transcript is spliced from 8 exons. The coding region runs from base 151 to 1854 and encodes 567 amino acids.